GGGGGGACCCGGCGGGAGGCGGGGUUGCUGGGAGGGCCCUGGGCCGCCCCCUUCCGCCCUCUGCACGCCCUGCCCGCCCACCAGGAGCUCCAGACUCGAGGCAAAACCCGGCGGUGCUCCCAGAGCGCUCUGCGUGCUCCACGCGGUGCUUCUACCUGUGGAGCCCGGGGGGUUGGGGGCGCCCCUUCCCGGACACCUAUCCCAGCUUCUCCUUCGAAAACCUCCCGCCCAGCCACCCGCAUCUCGGAUAGGCGGCGCUGGGACCCCAGGACGCGGCGCCAGGCUCGCAGCUGGUGACAUGUAGACUCCCUCCUCUUUCCCCCGCGGCGGUCCAGCCUCGGAACCUGGGCGCCCUCCUGCCCGGAAAGUUUGGGGUUGGGUGCCAUGGCCAAAAGCAGCUCCCUGAAUAUCCGCGUGGUGGAGGGCCGGGCGCUGCCUGCCAAGGACGUGUCUGGGAGCAGCGACCCCUAUUGCAUAGUGAAAGUGGACGACGAGGUGGUGGCCAGGACAGCAACUGUCUGGAGGAGCCUGAGCCCCUUCUGGGGGGAGGAGUACACGGUGCACCUGCCCCUGGAUUUCCACCACCUGGCCUUCUACGUGCUGGACGAGGAUACGGUGGGACACGACGACAUCAUCGGCAAGAUCUCGCUGAGCAGGGAGGCAAUUGCCGUGGACCCCCGAGGAAUUGACAGCUGGAUUAACCUGAGCCGCGUGGACCCGGAUGCGGAGGUGCAGGGUGAGGUCCACCUGGCCGUGCAGAUGCAGGAGGACGCACAGGGCCGCUGCCUUCGCUGCCAUGUGCUCAAGGCCAGGGACCUGGCCCCCCGAGACCUCUCCGGUACCUCUGACCCAUUUGCACGCGUAUUUUGGGGCAGCCAGACCUUGGAGACAUCGAUCAUCAAGAAGACUCGCUUCCCACACUGGGACGAGGUGCUGGAGCUGCGGGAGACUCCGGGCGCCCCUUCCCCGCUGCGGGUGGAGCUCUGGGACUGGGACAUGGUGGGCAAGGACGACUUCCUGGGCAUGGUGGAGUUCCCCCCGAAGGUCCUGCAGCAGAACCCACCCAAUGGCUGGUUCCGUCUCCUGCCCUUUCCCGGAGCUGAGGAGGGUUCUGGGGGGAGCCUGGGCGCUCUGCGGCUGAAGGUGCGGCUCGUCGAGGACCGCGUCCUGCCCUCUCGGUGCUACCAGCCACUCCUGCAGCUGCUCAUGGAGUCCGCCCUGGGGCCGGCAGAGGAGGACUUUUCUAGCCCCCUGGCUGUGCUGGAGGAGCUGACCCUGGGGGACUGCCGCCAGGACCUCGCCACCAAGCUGGUGAAGCUCUAUUUUGGCCAGGGGCUGGCUGGGCCUUUUCUGGACUAUCUCACCCGGCGUGAGCUGGCGCGGACCACCGACCCCAACACCCUCUUUCGCUCCAACUCCCUGGCAUCCAAGUCAAUGGAGCAGUUCAUGAAGCUCGUGGGCAUGCCCUAUCUGCACGAGGUCCUGAAGCCGGUGAUUAGCCGAGUCUUCGAAGAGAAGAAGUACAUCGAGCUGGACCCAUGCAAGAUGGACCUGGGCCGCACCAAGAGGCUCUCCUUCAAGGGCACAUCCUCGGAGGAGCACGUGCGGGAGGCCAGCCUGGGGCUGCUGACCGGCUACCUGGGGCCCAUCGUGGAUGCCAUCGUGGGCUCCGUGGGGCGCUGCCCGCCGGCCAUGCGCCGGGCCUUCAAGCAGCUGCACCGGCGUGUGGAAGAGCGCUUCCCGCGGGCGGAGCACAAGGACGUGAAGUACCUGGCCAUAAGCGGCUUUCUCUUCCUGCGCUUCUUCGCGCCCGCCAUCCUCACCCCGAAGCUGUUCGACCUCCGGGACCAGCACGCAGACCCCCAGACCAGCCGCUCACUGCUGCUGCUUGCCAAGGCCGUGCAGAGCCUCGGAAACCUGGGCCAGCAGCUGGGCCAGGGCAAGGAGCUGUGGAUGGCCCCCCUGCACCCCUUCCUUCUGCAGAGCAUCUCAUGUGUGAGAGACUUCCUGGACCGGCUGGUGGAUGUGGAGGGGGAGGAGGAAGCUGGGGGCCCAGCCAAGGCCCUGGUCGCGCCCUCGGUGCCCGUCCGAGAAGGCUACCUGCUGAAGCGCAAGGAGGAGGCGCCCGCCAGUCUGGCCACGUGCUUUGCCUUCAAGAAGCGUUACUUCUGGCUCAGCGGGGAGACCCUCUCCUACUCCAAGAGUCCCGAGUGGCAGACGCGUUCCUCCAUCCCGGUGUCCCACAUCCGCGCGGUGGAGCGCGUGGAGGAAGGCGCCUUCCAGCUGCCGCACGUGAUGCAGGUGGUGACGCAGGACGGCUCGGGGCCCCUGCACACCACCUACCUGCAGUGCAAGAACGUGAACGACCUCAACCAAUGGCUGUCGGCCCUGCGCAAGGCCAGCGCCCCCAAUCCCGACAAGCUGGCCUCCUGCCACGCGGGUGCUUUCCGCAGCUCGCGCUGGACCUGCUGCCUCCAGGCGGAGCGCUCAGCUGCUGGUUGCAGCCGCACACACUCGGCCGUCACCCUGGGGGACUGGAGGGACCCCCUGGAUCCCGACGCUGAGACCCAGAUGGUGUAUCGGCAGCUGCUCCUGGGGCGGGACCAGCUCAGGAUGAAGCUCCUGGGGGACUGCAGCAUGGACACCAGCCCGGAGGAGGACGCGGGGAAGGACUCCGGUUCCAUGGAAGGGACCUGUCCUGAGGCCCUGGACCGGCAGAGAGAAGCAGCUGGCCGCCUGCUGGAGGUGCUCGAAGACCUGGACAGAGCCCAUGAGGACUUCCAGUGGCAGGAGCAGGGGAAGGUGGCCCCAGGUCCCCUCAGGCCCUGAGGAAACGCCACAGGCAGCCUGGGAGGAAGAGUAAGGAGCCGUCGGACCUGUCUCAGAGUGCCCUGGCCCCGGAGUCUCCUCCUGGCUGUGCUGUACCUCACUGAUGCUGUGACUGGGGGCUGCCGGAGACUGCCCAGCCCCGUGUGCUCCAGGUCCCAACGCCGAGGCAUGGGCGCAGGGGCCAGCCUUGCACUGACCGAGUCUCACCCUGGGCUGAGGCAGACCGAAGUGACCGGGGUGAGGAGCCCGACUCUCCUGGCUCAGCCCGAGGUUGCUGCUUCCCAGGACUGGCCUCCCCCCACGCCGAGGCGGCCAGCCUGACCUUGAGCUGCUGGAUACAGCUGUAACUACAUCCCCAGUGCCCGUGUGGCCUUGCUGCCCCUGACAAGCACUAAACCUACUCAGCCCUG
Messenger RNA from Phyllostomus hastatus (greater spear-nosed bat), 3239 nucleotides. It is a transcript of the gene RASAL1, whose product is annotated as RAS protein activator like 1. Bases 385 to 2829 code for a protein of 814 amino acids. The transcript is spliced from 21 exons. NCBI's taxonomy places the organism in Eukaryota, Metazoa, Chordata, Mammalia, Chiroptera, Phyllostomidae. Gene Ontology annotation, biological process: cellular response to calcium ion; regulation of GTPase activity; negative regulation of Ras protein signal transduction. Gene Ontology annotation, molecular function: GTPase activator activity. The record is from RefSeq and is a predicted model, not a curated record.